This is a messenger RNA of Aspergillus chevalieri, 2187 nucleotides long. RefSeq names its product La domain family. The transcript is spliced from 4 exons. Bases 1 to 2187 code for a protein of 728 amino acids. NCBI's taxonomy places the organism in Eukaryota, Fungi, Ascomycota, Eurotiomycetes, Eurotiales, Aspergillaceae. Gene Ontology annotation, cellular component: cytosol; cytoplasmic stress granule. Gene Ontology annotation, molecular function: RNA binding. Gene Ontology annotation, biological process: positive regulation of translation. The record is from RefSeq and is a predicted model, not a curated record.
AUGGCCGCCACAUUUUCCUACGCCCAAGCAGCAAAGGGCUUGCCGGCAACACAAUCGCCCGCCUCGAAACCUGAGGAGCAAAAUACCGAUUCCAGUGCGCAAGCGAACGAGGCCCCUGCGACUACCGAAACGGAUGCUCCUGCUGAGGCAGAGAAGACCAUCGCCCCUAGUGACAAGGAAGCGGAACCCGCUGCGGCCGCCAACGCCAACCAGACCAUCUCCGGGAUGUCCUCUCCCAGUGUUGCCAACUCGUCCACCACCGCACCAAAGGACGAAGACUCGAAUACAGUGAACGGUUCCUCGGAGUCGACAUGGGACAAGCAGUCCCAAGUAUCAGGAGCUGAGAAGCCCACAGAAGAGGCCAAUGAGAAGAAGGAUGAGAAGAAGGAUGAGAAGAAGGAUGAGAAGAAGGAUGUCCCACCAAAGGAGCUCAAGGCAGCCCCUCUGCCCUCUGUCAAUGUUUGGCAGCAAAGAAAAGAAGCACAAGAGGCCAAGGCCAAAGCUGUGGCGGCUUCGAAACCCGCUUCUAGCAAGACUGGUGCUUCCAAGACUGCAUCAGCGGCGUCUUCGACAACGGGCGAACCCCAGCAGGAGCUGCCCAAAGCAGCAUUGAAGAAGAAGGGAGCAGAUGGCGCGCCUGACGGUGCUAAGCGGAAUAAGGCUGAUGGAGCCAAGGGCCGCGAUGAGGAUGUACCUCCAGUGGCCGAUGCUUCGAUGUGGCCCACACCCCAGGUUGCCCAGGGUGAGGAGAAGAAGAAGGCUCAGGAGAAGCUCGAAAAGGCCGACAAGACUGAAAAGACCGAGAAGAGCGCUGGUGGCCGCCAUGGCAAGGAGAAAUGGAUGCCCGUUCCCUACGUGCCCAGCGCAGUCUUCAACACCCCGCUUCCGACUGCUGGUGCUCGCAGAGGUGGCCGUGUCGCACGAGGUGGAAGGGAGGCUGGUCGUCACGGUCCUCAUGGCGCCGCUGCCGCCGCCGCCGCCGCCGAGAAGACUGCUUCGAACCAAGCCUCUCAGGGUGCCGCCAAGCAGACGGCUUCCGAGCCCAACACUAGCCGGGCCAACUCUUUCCCUUCGAAACGAUCCAACAGCGCUGAGGCUCCUGUCGGUGCUCCCGACUCGCGCAAGGGCGCUGACCGGAGCCGUGGCCCCAAGGGAGCGGACGAGACAAACGUUGGCAAGCAGGUCAACGGAGACUCAUUCCCCCGUCAUGGCAAGGGUUUCUCGAGAAACCAUGAGUCUGCCCACAAGGGUGACAGGACUCCUCUGUCCGUUGAUCCCCAGGCCCGCAAUGGUGUGACCCAGGACCGCCGCUUUGAGAAUGGACCCAAGUCCGCUGACUUUGGUGGUUUCCACGCCGAUCGCGAGAACCACCACCACAACCACCACCGGGAGCGUGGUGACUCGCGUCCCGAGCGCGGACGGGGUGGUUCUCACCGGGGACGCGGUGGCCACUCGGGACAUGGCUCGCAAGCCCCCUUCUACAACCCGAUGCAGCACUCCUUCGUUCACCCCAAGUCGUUUGGUUACAACAAGAGCAUGAACAACCGCGUUCCUUUGCGGUCUCCCUCGCUGCCUAACUCGGCUAUGUAUGGUGUCUACCCCUUCCCUGCCGACAUCAACACCAUGUAUGCCGCCUAUCAGCCUAUGCCCGCCGGCCCCAUGACGGCAUUCCCCUACCAGCCAUACAUGGAGCCUUUCUCUCUUAUGAGCAUGAUUUCGAUGCAACUUGAAUACUACUUCUCCGUUGACAACCUGUGCAAGGACUUGUUCCUCCGGAAGCACAUGGACUCGCAAGGAUUCGUUGCAUUGAACUUCAUUUCCAACUUCAAGCGGAUCAAGACUCUGACCGAGGACUAUGAACUCCUUCGCCACGUCUCGCGUCAACUUCGCAAUGUCGAGCACUACAUCGGCGAAGACGGCGUCGACCGAUUGCGCCCAAGAGAGCACUGGGCGCAGUGGGUUUUCCCGAUUGACCAGCGUGACCCCUCUGCUCAGAGCGAAGGACCCCCUCCGUCGCGAGUUGAGAACUCGCCGGCCCAGAACCACGUCGAGGGAGCUGUUAACGGUGUGAGCCACCACCAUUCGUUGCCAAAUGGCACUUCGAAAACAUCUUUAUCCUCGGCGGCCCCGGAGUUCUCGCCUUCCAAGCCUGUGGCCCCGCAGAAUGAGGUUGCAAAUGCGAACUAA